AUAACAGUAAACAAAGCGUAGCACAUGCUACGCCAACGCCAGCGAUAGCGCAAAAGCUGACGUUGCCGCUGCUGCUGGCGUUGCUGCUGGUUCAGCUGCUGCUGCUGGUUACGCAUCGCCCUAUCAGUUGAUGUCUGGCGCCAAAGCGAACUGGAGCAACGAAAACGCGACAAUAGCAAAAGCUGAGAGCCCAAACGCUGCAGAAUACGAAUGCUUCCACAGACGCAACAGCGAGGGAGGGCAACAGAAAGAGAGCGAGAGUGAUAGAGAGAGAGAGAGAGUGUAAGCGAGACCAAUGCAACGAGAGAGAGAGUAAGCCAGUAGUGUGAGUGAGAGCGAGAGAGAGAUAGAGAGCGCAAGUAAGCAAGCGAAAGAGCGAGCGAGAACUGUUUGGGUUACGGUGUAAUUUAGCUAGGAGCCCGCACAGAAAUUUUUGGUCGCAACAUUUUUGUUGCUCAGUGCUCAACUUGACGUCGUGCUGUGAAAAAGUCGUACAACCAAAUCCGGGCAGCUCUGUGGCAGCGUUCAUCCACCCACCGCCCGCCAUCUGCUCGGACUUCAAGCUGCUGCUUGCUGCUGCUGCUUCUGCUGGUCGUUGUCGUCGUAGUCGGAAUUGCGGAAUUGCCGCCGGUUGUAAAACAGUAGAGCAAACAGUUUUGCAUAAUAUGUAUAGCAAAUAUAAAUAAAAAAAAAUUCCAAACAAAAACAACAACAAGAAAUAAAGCAUCACAACAAAUAACAAAUAAAGCAUAGUAGAGCAUAUAGUGUAUGAAAAUUAAUCAACUAUUUAGUGUACUCAUAAAAAUUAAAAAACCAAAAAUAAAUACAAAACAAACAAACAGCGACCACAAAAACAAACGCUUGUCAAGUGCAGUGCAUAGCGCGAUUUGUCGCCUUUUUUUCCCCCAACUUAAUUCACAUUUUACCCGCAAUAAAUAGUCGCAGCCAUCGUGUCGUUCAGUUGCGUGUUAUCAGGCGGGUACAAGCAGCAGCAAAAAAAAAGCUAUUACAACAAUAGCAACAACAAACCCAAACAAAACAAAAUAAAAGUAAAAAGAAUAACAAGAACAAUAACAAUAACAGUGGCAGUGACAGUGACAGCGAUAGACACACAAAGACACAUUCGAAUAUACCAUACUUAAAAAUGAAAACAAAAACAAAAGCAAAUCGAGGCGAAAUGUAAACUGCAUUUGAAUUCGACGCUGACGCCGACGACGAAGCCGACGCCAAACACCGACGCACACAUGUGCGUGCUUGGAUAAAACGUUGAGAUACACGUUCUAAUCAUCAAUCGACAAACAAUUGCUUUCUGCCGGCGGCUUAAAGAAAAGUCAACGCACACAACUCAACUGAAAAUCAAACAAAAAUGAGCUGUUAAAGAGCCCGUCAAGGAUUAGCUAGCAAGCUCUGACCCAUUUUGUUCGAGGAUAUAGCAUAUUUAAAGCGAAGCAAUCCAGCAACGGAGGACAAAAACGUGCGCAAGCGAAAAUCUAAAAGCUAACAUAACGCGCACAGUUAGCUGAAGAUGCGUCACACCCACUUGCAGGGCAACCGCGUCUGAGUCUGAGUCAGAGUCACCAACAGCCUCAUCAAUUACCCCUUCCAGAGCGGGGGUUACCUGCACGUCGCUGCCCAUUAGGAGCUAAGCCAUCAAAGCGAAGCGUGGAACCGAGCAACAGGCGACGAGCAACAAGUCUGCCAAGUGGGCGUAUACGUGACUUAAUCAGCACACGCAGCGCGCUUUCACCAAAAUCACACUAACAAGCCAAUUGCUCAGUGAAUGUGCGUGUGUGUGUGUGUGUGAGUGAGUGUAUACAAUGAAUAUUCGCAGGUACCAGUUGGUUGAGCAACGAAUUCGAAUCGGAUAUCAAGACCAAAGACAAAUCAAUUAAAGGCAUCAUGACAGAUGUAUCACAGCCAGCCGCUGGCGCCGGCGCCGGCGCCACCUGUGAGAGAACACGAAGCCCGCCAGAGGCGCCAGGCGAGUCUGCGAAACCACUAACCAAUGGUGCCAAAAAAGGCGCCACUACCAAUAGCAGUUGUAACACAAACAGCAACAUCCAUGGCAACAACAGCCACAGCGGCAACAGGAACAACAACACCAAUAGCAACAGCAACGACAACGGCAACUUGCAACGUGCCGGCAAUUGCAACCACAAGCAAUCAAGCCAAAUUGGAGCGUCACUUGCAGAGCAGCAACAACAAUCAACACGCAGCCGCAGAAACGCCAACGUCGACGCAGACUUUGAGCAAGCCAAAAGUAUCCACUGACAGCAACUCCAGCCCAACAGCAACGGCAGCUGCCAACGUCAGCGUCAGCAGCCCAAGCUCUUCAACGCCCGCCAAGUGCAGCAAGUCGUCUGCGGCAACACAACAAGAUGUCGACGAGGUGGCACGCCUCUUCGAGGAGAAGCCCGAAGCCUUUGAGAAAUGGCUAACGGAACGUGCACCGCCCGAGGCGCUGAGUCGCCUUCACGAGUUCAUUGAAAGUCACAAGUCGCACAACAAACGGCCCUCAGUUACCUCGGAUUUGUUUCAGCAAUGGAUGGCUUCGCCCAUCGUGCAGCAGAAAUCACCGCGCAGGCUCUCGAAUUCAUCGGUUCAAGCGCUGCCCGAAAGUCGACGACAUUUGAUGGACCUGGACGAGGGCGAGCUCUUCAUGGAGCUGAUACGUGACGUGGCCAAUGAGCUGGACAUUGAUGUGCUCUGUCACAAGAUAUUGGUCAACGUUGGCCUGCUAACCCAUGCGGAUCGCGGCUCCCUCUUUCUGGCCAAGGGCACAUCGAACAACAAGUAUCUGGUGGCCAAACUCUUUGACGUUACACAAAAGACAGCACUCAAGGAUGCGGUGACGCGGGCCCGAGCCGAGGAGAUAAUCAUUCCAUUUGGCAUUGGGAUUGCGGGCAUGGUGGCGCAGACAAAGGAGAUGAUUAACAUUAAAGAGGCAUACCAGGAUGCGCGAUUCAAUUGCGAAAUCGAUCUGAAGACUGGCUACAAAACGAACGCCAUUUUGUGCAUGCCCAUUUGCAAUUACGAGGGCGACAUCAUCGGCGUCGCACAAAUCAUCAAUAAAACGAAUGGCUGCAUGGAAUUCGAUGAGCAUGAUGUGGAAAUCUUUCGCAGAUAUUUGACAUUCUGUGGCAUUGGCAUCCAAAACGCUCAGCUCUUUGAAAUGUCCGUCCAGGAGUACAGACGCAAUCAAAUCCUUUUGAAUUUGGCGCGCAGCAUCUUCGAGGAGCAAAACAAUCUCGAGUGCCUUGUCACCAAAAUUAUGACCGAGGCACGAGAACUCCUCAAAUGCGAACGUUGCUCCGUGUUUUUGGUCGAUUUGGAUUGCUGCGAAGAGAGCCAUUUGGAGAAGAUAAUCGAGAAGCCUCAUCAGCAGGAGCAGCGCACCACUCGUGCCAUUAAAGGCGGUGAUAGCUUUGAGGAAAAGCUAAAGAUGCGAAAUCGUUUUACGGUCCUCUUCGAAUUGGGUGGCGAAUAUCAAGCGGCAAAUGUUUCGAGGCCAUCCAUCAAUGAGCUAAGCACCUCAACGCUGGCGCAGAUAGCACAAUUUGUGGCAACCACCGGACAGACGGUGAACAUAUGCGAUGUCCACGAGUGGGUGAGGGAGCACAAUCAAAUCCGUGUGGAGAGCGAGAUCGAUAGCACCCAUGCCAUUCUCUGCAUGCCCAUUGUCAAUGCCCAGAAGACGGUGAUAGGCGUCGCCCAAUUGAUUAAUAAGGCGAAUGGAUUGCCCUUCACCGAAUCGGAUGCAUCCAUUUUCGAGGCAUUUGCCAUAUUCUGUGGCCUGGGCAUACACAACACUCAGAUGUAUGAGAAUGCCUGCAAACUAAUGGCCAAACAGAAAGUGGCGCUGGAGUGUCUCAGUUAUCAUGCCACGGCCAGUCAGGAUCAGACGGAGAAGCUCACACAGGAUGCCAUUGCCGAGGCUGAGUCGUACAAUUUAUACAGCUUCACUUUUACAGACUUUGAUCUGGUGGACGAUGACACUUGUCGAGCUGUGCUGCGCAUGUUCAUGCAAUGCAAUCUGGUCUCACAGUUCCAUAUUCCCUAUGAUGUUCUUUGUCGCUGGGUGCUGAGCGUGCGCAAGAAUUAUCGUCCUGUCAAGUAUCACAAUUGGCGACAUGCGCUUAACGUAGCACAAACCAUGUUUGCCAUGCUCAAGACGGGCAAGAUGGAGCGUUUCAUGACAGAUCUGGAAAUACUUGGUUUGCUGGUGGCUUGUCUCUGCCACGAUCUGGAUCAUCGUGGCACCAACAAUGCCUUCCAGACCAAAACCGAAUCGCCGUUGGCCAUUUUGUAUACCACAAGCACCAUGGAGCAUCAUCACUUCGAUCAGUGUGUGAUGAUACUCAACUCUGAGGGCAACAACAUAUUCCAGGCACUUUCGCCCGAAGAUUAUCGUUCGGUUAUGAAGACUGUGGAGAGCGCUAUUCUCUCCACCGAUUUGGCCAUGUAUUUUAAGAAGCGUAAUGCUUUUCUUGAGCUGGUUGAGAACGGCGAGUUCGAUUGGCAAGGCGAGGAGAAGAAGGAUUUGCUCUGUGGCAUGAUGAUGACGGCAUGCGAUGUCAGCGCCAUUGCUAAGCCUUGGGAGGUGCAACAUCGUGUGGCCAAGCUGGUGGCCGACGAAUUCUUCGAUCAGGGCGAUCUAGAGAAGUUGCAGCUUAACACACAACCGGUGGCUAUGAUGGAUAGAGAACGCAAAGACGAGCUGCCCAAGAUGCAGGUGGGUUUCAUAGAUGUCAUUUGUCUGCCGCUGUAUCGCGUGUUGUGCGACACUUUCCCUUGGAUAACGCCGCUGUACGAAGGCACGCUGGAGAAUCGCCGCAAUUGGCAGGAUUUGGCGGAAAAGGUUGAAAUGGGUCUCACCUGGAUCGAUCACGAUACGAUUGACAAGCCAGUGGAGGAGUUUGCGGGCUGUGCCGAUGAGGAGAUCAAGGACAUCGAGUUCACGGUGACAACGCUCAACUGCAAUCAGCAGUCGCAGCACGGAGGCGACGAUAGUCACACGCCUGAGCAUCAACGAAGUGGCUCGCGGUUGAGCAUCAAGAAGACCGGAGCAUUGGGUAAAGUGGUGCGUUCGAAGCUCUCGAAGACGCUGUACAACAGCAUGGAUGGCUCGAAGCCAAAGACAUCGCUGAAGUUGCUUGAAUCGCAUGUGAGCGAGGACAUGGAUGACAAGAGUCCGACGAGUCCAUCGCAACCGAAUGCUGGCAGCGUGGGACGCAUGUCGGCAUCGUCAUCGACCUCAUCGGCUGGCACCGUGGACAAGACCAAGAAGCGCUCGAAGCUGUGUGCGCUUUUAUGACGAAAACCGUCAAAUUAGAGUUUAGUGACCCCCUCCAAUACUCCUGGCAGUGAGACUGACAAGAGCGGAGGGGGGCUGACCGAAUUCUAAUUGCGUUUAUGCGUCUUAAAACUAUGUUGACUGAGAAACAGUCGAGAAACUAACAACUACAAUCCUACAAAAUACCAAUAUAUACUUAACUAUUAUGUGUACUCGUAGUUGAAGUUUAAUGAAAUCAAAUCCCAGCUCUACGUGUACUAUAUAUGCCUAUUUAGUAGAGAGACAACAACAAAAUAAAUACUUAUACACGAACACACACACACACUAAACACACACACAAAGACAGCAAAUAGAAAUUGCAAUAUUAUACCUAAGUGAAUGUCAAAUCAUGUGAUCUAUUUAAGGUCCAAAAAGGUGCGAAGCGCGUGCGCAAAAGCCUUUUGGGUAAACUCUCUAUCUUUUUGAAUCUGAACUUACCUCUAAGCUCUUAGGUGUUUGCACACACACACACAUACACUGGCAACAAGAACAAAAACCGAAACCAAAAAAAACUACCGUAUGUAUGUUACUAGAUGAAAAGUAGAGUUUUCUUUAUAACCGAAACGUGCUAGUCAACAAAAAACCAAUAAAAUAAUUAUAUCCUAUAAUAUAACCACAUAUACUAUAUGUAGUCAUAUUUGUGAGGCUAUGUGAGGCAUAUUUAAUCGUAAUUUGCUUUCGAGGUUGAUGUACCCCAACAAGUAAACUAAACAACUAAACAACAAACAACUAUCACACAACUAGUCCGCAUGUGAUAAUUAUACACGUGUCGUUAAACUAUAUUUGUAAC
Drosophila sulfurigaster albostrigata is the source of this 6122-nucleotide messenger RNA. Its product is annotated as cGMP-specific 3',5'-cyclic phosphodiesterase. The record is from RefSeq and is a predicted model, not a curated record. Gene Ontology annotation, molecular function: 3',5'-cyclic-nucleotide phosphodiesterase activity; protein binding. NCBI's taxonomy places the organism in Eukaryota, Metazoa, Arthropoda, Insecta, Diptera, Drosophilidae. The transcript has 14 exons. Bases 2006 to 5314 code for a protein of 1102 amino acids. Gene Ontology annotation, biological process: signal transduction.